GCUUCAGCAGUUGUGCAUCGCAGGGGAACAGAAGUAAACACCAUGUAUAUGGCAAUUUAUGAAUACGAAGUCCAUAAUAAAGGUGAUAUAACUCUUUCGGUUGGUGAUCGCAUCGAUCGCAUCAAAUAUGUUGGGUGUGGCUGGGUGAUUGGUCAUAAUGUCACCACUGGUGAAACAGGCCAUUUUCCAGCAGAUUACAUAGAAUCGGUGUCCAGUUGGAGAGACAAGUUUGCCUUCGGAUCUUCAAGAAGGGGAACAUAUAAAAUCAACAGUGCAAAUAAGUAUUCAUUCAAAACAUCUCUUAAAGAGAAAGGUGAGAAUGUGGGAAAUAAACAAUCCAAAACUCCAGAAAAAACUCUUGAUGACACCAACCACGUUGAUAUCAUCGAAGAAGUACAGUUACCAACAAGAGCCGAUGGAGCUUAUGAAAGAAUUCAAAAGAGAUUGUUUGAAACCCAAAGCAGAAAAUGCAUUGUAGUAAAAUUUUUACUUGGUGUGUUUGCUGGGUUGAUAUUAGGCUUGGCAAUUUUCUUUGCACUGGUGUACAGCUUUCAUUAUAGUCUUUUAGUAGCGGGAACAAUUAGUGGCAUUUCAACAUUUUUGCUCUGUCUGGGCUUAGCUGUUUCAAGUCGUUGCCGAUGUGUGGUACUUUUGGUGUUUCCAAGUUUAACAACAGGCAAAGGGAGAGCUGCUAUUUUAUCGGUGAUAACAGGAGUUCUCUUAAUGGGACCUGUCACUAAUAUCACGUACAACACCAAUGAAGUAGCGGUCAGUAUGGCGUGUAUAACGGAACUUGCCUAUAAUCAAAGUCAAGCCUUACAGAACAAAAUACAAGAACCUUUACUGCAGAUACGAGAUCAGAUUACACAAGGCGUGGCAGACGUCAAAGAGUAUUCUACAAAUAUCAAUCGGGCAUUUGAAUCAACCCGUACGUCAUUAAAGAGCGCAAUUCAGAAAGUCAAAGAUGUCCUUGAAAACAACAAAAAUAAAUGUAUCAUAAAUGUUGAUUCAGGACUGGUUCAGUGUCGGAAGAAAUCACAGGAAUUGGCGGCAAAAUGUCGUAGUACAUUAAGUUCUGUUAAUAUGACGACAAAUGAGAUUGAUAAAGUUAUUAAAGCCGUCGAAGAUUUUUUCACUACAAAAAGGCGUCGACGAAGACGUGAAGUUUGUAUUCCUGAUGAUCAAAAUUGUUUUCCAUUUCAACGAUUUAGACGUCAAUCGAGCGUACUCGCUCGGUUUUGUAAUAUAUUCGACGUCCCAGAAGUCAUCUGCCGAUCUGUCAACUCACCAGAUGUCUGUUCAUUAGUUUCAUUACCCGGUGAGCUUUUAAAAGGCGGGUCCGAAAUUUUGGACAAAGCUUUGGGUGAUUAUUCAUCACUCUUUGUCGUUGAUAUCGGCAGCUCCGGAGAAAUUGUAAGUGAAUCAAAGGCUUCACAAACAGCGUCGGAAAUAGUCAACAACAUCCGCUCAGAGUUGAAAUCGAAAAUAGACCUGGCCAAAUUUUGUAUUAACAUAUUGCAUCGGAUAAUGUCCGCCUCGUUUGUUUUACUCGUAAUAAAUGCUGUCCUCUAUGAAAGGAAAUAUGCUUCUAAAGUAUCCUUCGACAAUAUCUACAUUACUUCAUAUUUCAAAAAAAUUGACCGGAAGCGAAAAUUAGAUGGCAAAAUGUCCGUACUUCCAUUGAAGAAGCUGGAGCGAAAGUUGUACACGGAUUCCAGAUCAUUUAAAAUGUCGUCUGCUGAGCGGAGUAAAUGUAUGAUAGGUUUAACGACUAUAUUGUUGCAUGCUGUUAUUUGUAUGAUGGUCGUUAUCUUUGAUUUCCUCUUACAUUACCUUCUAUAUCUACUCAACCGACAUGGUGACGUACAAUUCGUGUUUACAGGACAGUCCGAUCUGGAUAUUGAAAUCACUGGAAACAGCAUUGUGGCUCUGUUGUUCAAAACUCUAGCUGGAAGUGUCAAGGUAUCUCAAGACUACAAUACGUCCGGCAAUAUCCAAAUAUGCCUUCCACAACCCCGAGAGCCAAGUAUGUCGACCAUCUACCUUUCUUUCGCACUCUACCUGGUAGCCCUGUUGUUCGUCGUAUUACAAGGUUACGGUCAGCGGCUCUUGCAUUUUAUCACCGCUUUUUUCUACCCAGAAAAGGAACAACAAAGAAUCAAUUACCUCUACCGCAAAAUUCUUGUCAAGAGACAAAACUUUAUCAAAGAGGCAAAACAACGAAUUUUAUGUAUUUCCAAUCAAGACGCGGGUGACCAAGGAAGAUGUUGCUGCAACGCGAUAAUGGCUAAGUUUACCUGCUCCGGAAGAUCUUGUGCUAAUUGCGAGGAAACAAAAGGGGAUAUUUCUCAAUGUAAAAACGAGGCUUGUGGUGCGUAUUAUUGUGAGGAAUGUUUUAUUGAACUAGAUAAAUGUUGUCCAUUAUGUGCUGUAAGCGGAGACAAGGAAGUUCUGGCAAACCAAACUUUUGUGGCUCACGCAAAACAAUAGACGUUUCAGGGGUGGAUCCAGGAAUUUUUGCAGGAGGGGGCUUGCCAGAUUUCUGAGACAAUGUCUCUAUCCAAAACCAGUUUUACGUCAAUUUUGAUUAUGCCCAUCCCAUCCCACCAUCUCUGGCGAUAAAGGAUAAAGCACAUGACUGGGACACCUUACUCAUAAAAAGUGUUGUUUUACAAAUAUUUUUAUGUAACUGAGCAGUGGGAAGGAGGGGCGCAAAUCCCGCCAUCCCCAUUCUGGAUCCGUCCCUGCGUUUAUUACAUCUCCCGACACAAUCUUUAAUUAGAUUUCUCCCGACAUGGAUUGUCUAAGUAAGAUUAAAAUUGUUCUUGAUAACUCUUCUUCGUUUUGGAAAUUUCUUAAAAAUAUGUUGAAUCAUAGCAGCCCUUUAAGCAUCGCCCCCUUGCAAUAUCUCGAAUAACAAGGAAUCUGCAAUUUGUUCAGAGUUAAAAGGAAUAUGCUGCCCGAUACCAAUAGAUAGCGGGUCUAUAGCAGUACAUGGGUAUUGAAACAAAUUAUGUGGUCUGGUCUGGUCUUGACCAAACACUUUCUUACUCAUCGUAGAAACUGUUGAUUUGAAGACUACCUUUUCCUUUCACCGCCCGGAAAAAUUCGGCCCAGGUCCAAAAUUGAAUGCUUUCAGAAAUUUGAGUGAUUGAGUGAAACUUCAAACUAAUUAUAAUUUUUGUUGUAAUGAUUAUAAAGCAUUGACCAUAACAUUGAGCAAUAAAUAUAUUUACUAUAGUUCAUUAUUAAGGAAGGAAAUGGCAUACUUUCAUUACUAACUGAAUAUGAGAAGAUUUUCUAUGACUAAGCAGGAUAUAAAUAUUUGAGAAUCCUUGUUUUCUCAUCUGUUUUUUGUAUAAAUAUUAAUUACAUAAAGAGUUUGUUUACUAGAAAUAAUAUAAGUGGUGGAUGGCGUCCAUCUUCUUUUCUUUGAUAAACAAACUGCUAUUCGUACAGUUCUUCAUAAUUUUUAGAUCAAACACUUUUGAGAAAUAAAUUUUUUUUUAUAUGA
Molecule: messenger RNA, 3514 nt
Organism: Patella vulgata (common limpet)
Lineage: Eukaryota; Metazoa; Mollusca; Gastropoda; Patellidae
Product: E3 ubiquitin-protein ligase DCST1
Exons: 4
Coding region: 43-2490 (815 amino acids)
Cellular component (GO): membrane
Molecular function (GO): protein binding
Source: RefSeq, a predicted model, not a curated record